Molecule: messenger RNA, 492 nt
Organism: Striga asiatica
Lineage: Eukaryota; Viridiplantae; Streptophyta; Magnoliopsida; Lamiales; Orobanchaceae
Source: the annotation of a GenBank genome assembly
AUGAGCAAGGGUCGCAAUAGACAUUGGGGAGAAUGGAGGAGGCUCCAAAAUGAAAUGGAUAAAUUGAACAAAAAAGAAGAAGCCUUUUGGUUUGAAAAGGCUAGAGCAAAGUGGCUGAAAGAAGGUGACAACAACUCUAGAUUUUUACACGUCCUGACUGUCCAGAUGAGGCACAACAAUGCUAUCACUAGGUUAAUUGAUGACAAUGAGCAACUUCCCGGCGGGAUUCGCUUUCCGGCAGCGGCGGUGGCUUAUCGGCCCCAUUGGCGCGGUGUGAUGGCGCUUGGAGCUGAGGACGGCGGCGGAAGGUCGUCGUUUGAAGGCGUUGCUUCCCGUCGGCAGAGGAGGCCCGACACUUGGAGUCAGCGGCGCGGCUGUGGUGUUGGGUCGGCGUCCGUUGCGUCGGUGCGGGCCUUGAUUCGAUGGUCAGUAGCAUGGAUCCCAUUGGCAAUGAGAUCGGCAGAGGACAUGUCGUGCUCGGCUGAAGAGUAG